GCCUUGUCUGCUGAGAAAGACCCCAGAGAUAAAGGAGAAGAGUUUCAGUUCUAUCACCCUGAUUGACAGCUCUUUGCUCAGUCAUCCCUAUCUCUCUUCGUCUUCUACCUUCCAUGCUACCCACAUCAUAACGCGAACAAUAUCGGUUACAGAAAAGAGGAGUGGGAUAAAAGUGGGGAAGCGGCCAAUAUACAACCCUUUCGCCCCUGCAGAUUGAUUUGAUGGAUCUAUAGAUCUAACCCUUUUCCAUCCACAUGUAUUGUUCUGUUUCGUUUAGAUCCCCAUCGCUUUCAACUGAAUGUUUCUGCAGCUGACCAGAACUGAUCGAAUACCCUAAUUGUAUUGUCAUUUGUAGAUAGUGGCUUUGUGAGUCUGCAGGGGAGGAGGCCCCUGGUGCUUUAUACUGUAGCGGUAUUGCAUCCGUUUUGGAUGUGAAGGAUUCUGGGGCGGUCUUGGGUGAAAUGAGGGAUGUUAUCAAAGAUGAAGGACUUUCUGAGCGCCUGUUGGCGACCAUCCUCGGACCAAUAUGUCCACAAAGGUUCAGAUGUGUCUGGUCGGCAGGAGGGAUUACUUUGGUACAAAGACGCUGGCCAGCACUUAGCUGGUGAAUUUUCGAUGGCUGUUGUACAAGCCAACAAUUUGCUUGAGGAUCAGAGCCAAAUAGAGACUGGUCCCCUUAGCUUGCUUGAGACUGGCCCCCAUGGGACCUUUAUUGGAGUAUAUGACGGUCACGGUGGACCUGAGACAUCACGUUACAUUUGUGAUAAUCUCUUCCAACACCUGAAACGUUUCACUUCUGAGCAGCAGUCCAUGUCAGUGGAUGUAAUACAAAAAGCAUACCAAGCAACGGAAGAGGGUUUUGUAUCCCUUGUUAGCAAGCGUUGGCCUAUAAAUCCCCAAAUUGCUGUUGUGGGAUCAUGCUGUUUGGUUGGUGUAAUUUGUAGUGGUACCCUCUACAUUGCUAACCUGGGCGAUUCCCGUGCUGUGCUUGGGAGGGCUGUCAGAGCGACUGGAGAGGUUCUGGCAAUCCAACUAUCUUCAGAGCAUAACGUGAGCAUUGAAUCUGUGAGACAAGAGAUGCAUUCUUUGCAUCCAGAUGACUCGCAAAUCGUGGUUUUAAAGCACAACGUAUGGCGCGUGAAGGGUCUGAUACAGGUUUCUCGAUCAAUUGGUGAUGUAUAUCUCAAAAGGGCAGAAUUUAACAAGGAACCUUUGUAUGCUAAGUUUCGUCUUCGUGAACCUUUUAGCAGACCAAUUUUGAGCUCUGAGCCAUCUAUUUCUGUCCAUGAACUUCAACAGCAUGAUCAGUUCCUCAUAUUCGCUUCUGAUGGUUUGUGGGAACACCUUAGCAAUCAGGAUGCUGUUAACAUAGUUCAAAAUCACCCUCGCAGUCAGGGAAGUGCUCGGAGACUGGUCAAAGCUGCCUUGCAUGAAGCAGCCAAAAAAAGAGAGAUGAGAUACUCAGAUUUGAAGAAAAUUGACCGUGGUGUCCGCCGCCAUUUCCAUGAUGACAUUACAGUAGUAGUUGUAUUCCUCGACUCCAAUCUUGUGAGCAGAGAUGGGCCGGUGAGAGGUCCUUCUUUAUCAGUGAGGGGUGGAGGUGUUAACCUACGCGCUAAAACACUGGCUCCCUGCGCAACUCCUUUGGAAACUUAGUUCUGGCUGAUUAAACCAGCCCUAUGCACUGUUGAUACUUUUGUAUUUAGUGUUGUACUCUUAACACAGACUGAGCUUUGGGGAUCUGUCAUCUUGUAUAUCAAAUCCAAAAGAUAAUUUUUUAAUCAAUUCAAUAGAUAUCAAGAACAUCAGUUUUUUCUUCCCUUUCUGUUUUGGAUUGUGCUAUAUAACCAGCAACUUGGUGUAUCUCACUAGCGUGAGUAAUAUCAAGAAGAUAGUACCGAUUUAGUCCCUGGA
Molecule: messenger RNA, 1914 nt
Organism: Neltuma alba
Lineage: Eukaryota; Viridiplantae; Streptophyta; Magnoliopsida; Fabales; Fabaceae
Product: probable protein phosphatase 2C 60
Exons: 5
Coding region: 469-1656 (395 amino acids)
Biological process (GO): protein dephosphorylation
Molecular function (GO): cation binding; protein serine/threonine phosphatase activity
Source: RefSeq, a predicted model, not a curated record